Messenger RNA from Dendrobium catenatum, 608 nucleotides. RefSeq names its product UPF0434 protein GOX0764. NCBI's taxonomy places the organism in Eukaryota, Viridiplantae, Streptophyta, Magnoliopsida, Asparagales, Orchidaceae. The record is from RefSeq and is a predicted model, not a curated record. The transcript is spliced from 3 exons. The coding region runs from base 99 to 350 and encodes 83 amino acids.
AAAUACGACUUUUGGCAAACAGCCCCUGAAUCAUACAAGCGCAGCUCGAGGAGAUCUAUGUUUGAUAUCUGCGAAGAAAUAGUUCUGGGUUCAAGGGGAUGGUGAGGGGGAGCAGGGCGCACGCGGGCGCUAUCAGCAAGGCCCUACUGGACAUCUUAGUUUGCCCUGUCUCCAAGCAGCCCUUGAGGUUUUGCCAGGAAACUCAAUCUCUUAUCAGUGAUGCAAUCGGCGUUUCCUUCCCGGUAGUUGAUGAAAUUCCUUGUUUGGUCCCAAGAGAUGGUAAGAUUAUUGAGGACAAGGAAAAGAUGACAUCGGCUAAUGGUCCUGGUUCAGCACAUCAUCACCGCUGACCAUAAUUUAUGAUGAAUAAUUGAUGCCACAUUAUAGAGAAAAAAAAUUAUGGUGGAAAUUCUAUAGGGUUCCUCUUGCAUGGGGAUACAUAUAACUUCUGAUUUUUGUAGCUUCAUGGUUACUUGUAAAAUUUAAUUCUUUGAUUCCCAUGUUCCCUUAUAUUGUAGUUACUUAAUUAAAUUAGAAUGCAAUCAUGUUGUUGCUUUAAAUAUUUAUAUUUUUGAGAUCUAAAGUAACAGGUGAUUUUUAAUGUGUUA